AUGAGUCUCACAAAUCUACGAACGUCCUUCCAAUGGAUCUUUGCGAAGUUCGGUCAUUGUAAGGCUCUCGAAUCCUCCGGAAUCAGUGACACUGUUUCAGUAUCAGCUGUCUCUCGUCCACGCUUUGACGAGCUACCAUUAAAGCAGGGCGAUCCAAAGGGCUCUGCUUGGGGCCUCUGGGGGAAUCAAGAUGAGCGGGGGACGUUGAAUCUGAUCACCGACGAUGUCGUGCGCGCUGCUUCGGCAGAAGCUAUUCAUGGAAAAGUCGUUAAUUUGAAUCUUCCUCUGCAUGUUCCGCUGAAGCCCAUGAACCCCCGCCGAAAGCCAUGCGCGCAUACAUUGAUCGCCAAGGGACAUGCCAAUGAUGACGAGCUCGAUUUCAACACACAAAGCUCUAGCCACUGGGAUGGACUCCGGCAUUACCCGUAUUCCGAAACCAGACAAUUCUAUAAUGGGAUUGUUCAAGAAGAUAUGUCUACCAGUCAUAGAAUUGGCAUCCAAAAUAUGGCAGAGAAACCGAUUGUGACCCGGGGAGUUCUCCUUGAUUGGUAUGGAUAUGCACAACGAAAGAAUCUGCCUCAUCACCCGUUUACGAAUCAGGACAUUCCUCUUCGUGAGCUACUUGAGGUUUCAAGGGAGGAAGGUGUGACUUUUCGCCGUGGUGACAUUCUUGUUAUUCGUACAGGGUGGGUUGCUGCGUAUUCGCAGCUAACAGAUACCGAGAAGAAGCGGUUGGGAGGACGUGAUGACCGUGCGUCUUGUGGAGUUGAAGCCACGGCGGAGGCGAUUCGAUGGCAUUGGGAGCAAGGGUUUUCGGCGGUUGCUAGUGAUACUGUGGCGUACGAGGCAUGGCCGUCACCAAAACCGUGGGGUGUGUGUAUGCACGAGGUUUUCCUAAGUGGAUGGGGGAUGCCUAUAGGUGAAUGCUGGAAUUUGGAAGAGCUGAGUGAAACUUGUACAAAACUCGGCCGUUGGACUUUCAUGCUUACAAGCGAACCUCUCAACCUCUAUGGUGGUGUUGCUAGUCCGCCCAAUGCUAUUGCUAUUUUUUAA
This is a messenger RNA of Penicillium alfredii, 1053 nucleotides long. RefSeq lists its product as uncharacterized. The record is from RefSeq and is a predicted model, not a curated record. Gene Ontology annotation, molecular function: arylformamidase activity. The transcript has 5 exons. The coding region runs from base 1 to 1053 and encodes 350 amino acids. Lineage: Eukaryota; Fungi; Ascomycota; Eurotiomycetes; Eurotiales; Aspergillaceae.